Hippocampus comes (tiger tail seahorse) is the source of this 1412-nucleotide messenger RNA. RefSeq names its product ADP ribosylation factor like GTPase 3, like 1 (gene arl3l1). The record is from RefSeq and is a predicted model, not a curated record. Gene Ontology annotation, molecular function: GTP binding; GTPase activity. The coding region runs from base 497 to 1084 and encodes 195 amino acids. NCBI's taxonomy places the organism in Eukaryota, Metazoa, Chordata, Actinopteri, Syngnathiformes, Syngnathidae. The transcript is spliced from 8 exons.
CACAGAACAGGCGUGCUGAGACUAAUCCCACUGAAUGCCCUGCUCACAGGAAGGCUCCAUAACAGACACCGAGCGGCUUUAGACAGGCAGCCGUGGAAAAGAUACGCGAUCAGCUCCUCUACCGGAGAGGAUUGGAUGCGCGAAUGGGUUAUGAGUCGAUGCGCCUGCUCAGGAAUACAUUCAAGGAUAUAAUCCUUUUGAGAUUUAAAAGUGUUUCACUCCGUGCAUACUGUCAUUCCUCAUCUUUGCUUUUCUGCAUUAGCAGCAUUCCGCCCUCAGCCAUAUGGCAGACUGUCCCAACUGGGUGAUAAUGUGCAUGUGUGUGAAUGUUGACUAGGUUCCUCUUGUAGCAGGUGGCUCAGGAGAUAAUCCAGGAAGAGGGUGAAAAAAGAGGCUGCGUGAAUCAUUGUUGCUAGCUAUCCUGGACCGCGCAUGAGUGCGCCUCAGUGGAGAAUGUAGCAUCGGCCCUCCAGUCGAGCCAAGGAUACGCGCCGCCAUGGGAGAAGCUCAGAAGAGUAGUGGUGUGAUCCAACCCCAGGGCUUACUCUCCGUCAUUGAGAAACUAAAAGGAAACAGUGAGCAGGAAGUGCGAAUAGUUCUUCUGGGUUUGGACAAUGCCGGCAAGACCACGCUGCUCAAGAGCCUCGCCUCUGAAGAUGUCAACACCAUCACACCCACGCAGGGAUUCAACAUCAAGAGCGUUGCCUCUCACGGGAUGAAGCUCAACGUGUGGGAUAUCGGAGGGCAGAGGAAAAUCAGACCUUUCUGGAAAAAGUAUCUGGAGAACACUGAUCUGUUGAUUUAUGUUAUUGACAGUGCAGACAAAAAGCGAUUUGAAGAAACUGGACUGGAGUUAUCCGAGCUGAUAGAUGAGGAGAACCUGAAGGGCGUUCCGGUGCUCAUCUUUGCUAAUAAGCAAGAUUUGGCCACAGCAUCACCGGCCAGCGAGAUCGCCGAGGGACUCAACCUUCAUACAUACAGAGACCGCGAGUGGCAGAUUCAGGCCUGCUCGGCCGUGUCUGGAGAAGGAGUUCAGGACGGGAUGAACUGGAUUUGCAACAACAUCAUGAAUAAGAAGAAGUGAGCCCAAACGACAUGAAGCAGACAGCUAGCAUCAUUAUCAUAUCACAACACACACACGCACUCACACAACAGAUGUGAAUAAUUUGUUUUUGUCAUGCUAUUAGUGUUUUAGGCUAUGAUAAGUAAGUUAGGUUUCUGCAGUGUUUAUCAAUGCGGAAUGUUUCUGCCCCCUCAUCCAUCAAAUCCUUGUCUGGUGAUCCUGUGAAACUAUGUAAACUUUGCUUAAAUGUGUUAGAACCGUUGCUGUCGGUAACAUUCAUACUGUAGUUCGGUGUGGGUGCAAUGUGUCUUUUGGAAAUUUUUGACAAUAAAAUUUUUCGCCCAUCUUU